AUGUCAAAGCCCCUGUCACCCAUUCCCGUGCCACUGCACCCUGGUAUUGUUAAACCCCUGCUACUCUACGAUCCCCUGGCCGUGGCACCAUCGUCAUCACAACCACUUCGGCGUCCACCUCAUCACCAUACAACACCACCUAGACAUACCACCCCACAACACACCACCCAAACAUACCACACUACCUACCAACACAAUACACAUCCCCACCCUCUACACCACCCCACCCCAUCGCACCCGACCAAACCACCACACCCCUCCACCACCACCACCACCCACCACGUCAGCAACAACCCCCACAAUUAA
Penaeus vannamei (Pacific white shrimp) is the source of this 306-nucleotide messenger RNA. The record is from RefSeq and is a predicted model, not a curated record. Lineage: Eukaryota; Metazoa; Arthropoda; Malacostraca; Decapoda; Penaeidae.